GCCCGGCCGGCAGCGCGGGGGUUAAGUGGCCAAGUAAACGUAGCUCGGCGAUCGGCGCCGGAGAUUCGCUAGCCGAGCGCCCUGCGCGGCCGCCCGCCGGCCUCCCGCCAGCCUGUCCGGAUCCGCGGCUCGACCGCGGAGCCGCGCCCGAGCCAGGCUCUCGGCAGGAAACAAUGAAGGGAGACACCAGACAACUCAACGGAGAGGAGGACACCAGCAGGAGGGAAGACUCCAUCCUCACCAACGGGGGCUGCAGUGACCAGUCUUCCGACUCCAAGGACGCGCCCUCGCCCCCAAUCCUGGAGGCUAUCAGCACCCCGGAGAUCAGAGGCCGCAGAUCAAGCUCACGACUGUCCAAGAGGGAGGUCUCCAGCCUGCUAAGUUAUACUCAGGAUCUGACGGGCGAUGGAGAUGGCGAAGGGGAAGAUGGAGAUGGCUCCGACACUCCAGUGAUGCCAAAACUCUUCCGUGAAACCAGGACUCGGCCAGAAAGCCCAGCUGUCCGAACCCGAAAUAACAACAGUACCUCCAGCCGGGAGAGGCACAGGCCCUCCCCACGUUCCACCCGAGGCCGGCAGGGCCGCAACCACGUGGACGAGUCCCCCGUGGAAUUCUCAGCUACCAGGUCCCUGAGGCGGCGGACAGGAUCAUCUGCAGGCACGCCAUGGCUGUCCCCUGCCAGCCCCUACCUCACCAUUGACCUCACAGAUGAUGAUGUGGUGCCCCAGGGCAGCAGUACGCCCUAUGCCCGCCUGGCCCAGGACAGCCAGCAGGAGAGCGUGGAGUCCCCGCAGGUGGACGCAGAGGGCAGAGAUGCCGACAGCACUGAGUAUCAGGACGGGAAAGAGUUUGGAAUAGGGGAUCUCGUGUGGGGAAAGAUCAAGGGUUUCUCCUGGUGGCCUGCCAUGGUGGUGUCCUGGAAGGCCACCUCCAAGCGUCAGGCAAUGUCUGGCAUGCGGUGGGUUCAGUGGUUUGGCGAUGGCAAGUUCUCCGAGAUACCAGCAGAUAAGUUGGUGGCCUUGGGGUUGUUCAGCCACCACUUUAACCUGGCGACCUUCAAUAAGCUGGUCUCUUACAGGAAGGCCAUGUACCACGCUCUGGAGAAAGCCAGGAUACGGGCUGGCAAAACCUUCCCCAGCAGCCCUGGAGACUCGCUGGAGGAUCAGCUGAAGCCCAUGUUGGAGUGGGCCCACGGGGGCUUUAAACCCACCGGGAUCGAGGGCCUCAAACCCAACAACAGGCAACCAGUGGUUAAUAAGUCGAAGGUUCGUCGUGCAGGCAGUAGGAACUUAGAAGCAAGGAAACACGAGAACAAGACGCGAAGACGCACAGCUGAGGACUCCACCACCUCUGACUACUGCCCCCCAGCCAAGCGCCUCAAGACAAAUUGUUAUAACAAUGGCAAAGACCGAGGAGAGGAGGACCAGAGUCGAGAGCAAAUGGCUUCGGAUGUUUCCAACAACAAGAGCAAUCUCGAAGAUAGCUGUUUGUCCUGUGGUAGGAAAAACCCCGUGUCCUUCCACCCUCUCUUUGAGGGUGGACUCUGCCAGACAUGCCGGGACCGGUUCCUUGAGCUGUUCUACAUGUACGACGACGACGGCUACCAGUCCUACUGCACCGUGUGCUGCGAGGGCCGCGAGCUGCUCCUUUGCAGCAACACCAGCUGCUGCCGGUGCUUCUGUGUGGAGUGCCUGGAGGUGCUGGUGGGCCCGGGCACAGCGGCGGACGCCAAGCUGCAGGAGCCCUGGAGCUGCUACAUGUGCCUGCCCCAGCGCUGCCAUGGCGUCCUGCGGCGCCGCAAGGACUGGAGUGUGCGCCUGCAGGCCUUCUUCACCAGCGACCCGGGGCUCGACUACGAAGCCCCCAAGUUAUACCCUGCGAUUCCCGCAAACCGGAGGCGACCCAUUCGAGUCUUGUCCCUGUUUGACGGAAUUGCGACAGGGUACUUGGUCCUCAAAGAAUUGGGCAUCAAAGUGGAGAAAUAUGUCGCCUCUGAAGUGUGUGAAGAGUCCAUCGCCGUUGGAACUGUUAAGCAUGAGGGCAAUAUCAAAUAUGUGAACGACGUCAGGAAUAUCACAAAGAAAAACAUUGAAGAAUGGGGCCCCUUUGACUUGGUGAUUGGUGGAAGCCCAUGCAAUGAUCUCUCAAAUGUGAACCCUGCCAGGAAAGGCCUGUAUGAGGGCACAGGCCGGCUCUUCUUUGAGUUCUACCACCUGCUGAAUUACACACGCCCCAAGGAGGGUGAAGACCGGCCUUUCUUCUGGAUGUUUGAGAACGUGGUGGCCAUGAAGGUUGGCGACAAGCGGGACAUCUCUCGGUUCCUGGAGUGUAAUCCAGUGAUGAUUGAUGCCAUCAAAGUGUCUGCUGCUCACAGAGCCCGAUACUUCUGGGGCAACCUGCCUGGGAUGAACAGGCCUGUGAUAGCAUCAAAGAAUGAUAAACUCGAGCUGCAGGACUGCCUGGAGUUCAAUAGGACAGCAAAGUUAAAGAAAGUACAGACAAUAACCACCAAGUCGAACUCGAUCAGACAGGGGAAAAACCAACUUUUCCCUGUUGUCAUGAAUGGCAAAGAAGAUGUUUUGUGGUGCACUGAGCUAGAAAGGAUCUUCGGCUUUCCCGUACACUACACAGAUGUGUCCAACAUGGGCCGUGUUGCCCGCCAGAAGCUGCUCGGGAGGUCCUGGAGUGUACCUGUCAUCCGACACCCUCUUCGCCCCCUGAAGGACUACUUUGCAUGUGAAUAGUACCCCAGGCACCAGAGGCGUGUGGGCAGAGCCACGACCCAGGAGGUGCACCCAGGCUCUGCCCUUCCCAGCUCAGCUGUGUGGGGGUCGGGCCGAGUACCCUCGUCAGGAGCAGAGCUGCCUUGUCCCCUCCUGGCAGGGGGACCCCGAGGUGCCAUCUCCUUGUGCACAAUUUCAGACCUGGCGCUCGGAGCGGCCAAACACGGUGCUUAUUUUGUCUUCUAAAAUUUUAAAACUUGAAAUAGGUAGUAAGAUGGCUUUUUUUUCCCUCCUGGGUUUACUGCUCAGAGAAACGAUGGCUAAGAUACCAAAACCACAGUGCCGACAGCUCUCCGAUACUCAGGUUAAUGCUGAAAAAUCACCCAAAGACAGUACUGCAAGACUUUAAUUUUUUAAAUGUCUGCAGCUCCUUGUUUCCAGGAGUGUGUGGCAGUAGACAUGUAGCUAAGGGACCUUUUAAGGGCCUAGGAUGGUUUCUUCUAGGGCUAGCAGAAGAGGACAUGAUGUCCAUGUCUGUCUUGAAUUUUCCCCGGCACGUUCCCCUGGCCUCAGUAUAAAGGGCUGGGAUCCGGGGCCCAUUUAGAGUAUUUUCCACAAGGAUGGUGAUUUCAGCCGGGAUGACAUCAUCAUCACUUUCAGGGCUAUUUUUUUCCCCCAUAAACCCAAGGGCAGGGCUACCCUUAGCUAAAUCCCUCCCAGUGACUGCAAUAGAACCCUCUGGAAGCUCAGGAAGGGGUGGGCUGGGUUAUAAGCUGCCAUAUAUUGUGUAGACAGGUAUGGAUUCUCACUGUCUUCUCCCCUUCCCUGUGUGAGGGGGGAGAAGGAGGAGGCUUAGGUAAGACGCCACCCCACCCAUCCCCCCACCCUCCAGACUACUCCGCAGGCACAGGUCCCCAGAUUAGAAGUAAGACACCCCAAUUCCUUAGGCUUCUCUAAACUCAGCAGUGACAGCCAGGGGCAGAAGCACAUUCCUCGCACUUUCCCCUCAUCUAAGAGACUGCAGGGGGAAACUGCAAUAAAAGCUCGACCCUCCCUCCAGAGAUUUUAAAGUCCUUUUUUAUUCCAUGAUAAAUCGAUAAAUCGUUUUUAGGGAGAAUGGGAGGUCGGACAAGCUGCAUUUCAGAAAUGCUGUCGUAAUGGUUUUUAACACCUUUUACUCUUCUUACUGGUGCUAUUUUGUAGACUAAGGAACAAUGUUGACAGGUUUUGUGGGAGGUUUUUUUAUACACUUUUUUUUUAAAAAUCUCAGACAUCUAUUUUUGUUUUAACAUUUUCAUAUAUUUUUUUUUUUUUUGUUACUGGAGCCAUGUAACAAAGUAUGGGGAAAAAUUGUGCCUUGUUUCAACAGUUUUGCUAAUUUUUAGGCUGAAAGAUGACAGAUGCCUAGAGUUUACCUUAUGUUGAAUUAA
Messenger RNA from Balaenoptera musculus (blue whale), 4153 nucleotides. RefSeq names its product DNA methyltransferase 3 beta (gene DNMT3B). The record is from RefSeq and is a predicted model, not a curated record. NCBI's taxonomy places the organism in Eukaryota, Metazoa, Chordata, Mammalia, Artiodactyla, Balaenopteridae. Gene Ontology annotation, biological process: negative regulation of transcription by RNA polymerase II. Gene Ontology annotation, molecular function: DNA (cytosine-5-)-methyltransferase activity, acting on CpG substrates; DNA binding. The transcript has 23 exons. Gene Ontology annotation, cellular component: nucleus. The coding region runs from base 174 to 2744 and encodes 856 amino acids.